This is a messenger RNA of Oldenlandia corymbosa var. corymbosa, 1491 nucleotides long. NCBI's taxonomy places the organism in Eukaryota, Viridiplantae, Streptophyta, Magnoliopsida, Gentianales, Rubiaceae. The record is from the annotation of a GenBank genome assembly.
AUGGGGAAGGUUGCGGUGGGAGUGGCGGUGAUUGGUGCGGCUGCCGUCUGUGCAGGGGCGGCCUUGAUUGUCAGGCAUCGGAUGCGAUGCUCCAGCCGGUGGGCCAGGGCUAUGGCGAUUGUCCGGGAACUGGAGGAGAAGUGUGCGACUCCCGAUGCCAAGCUCCGACAAAUCGCCGACGCCAUGACCGUCGAGAUGCACGCCGGCUUGGCCUCCGAGGGUGGCAGUAAGCUUAAGAUGCUCAUCAGCUACGUCGAUAAUCUCCCCACCGGAGAUGAGGAAGGUGUUUUUUACGCAUUGGAUCUUGGAGGCACGAAUUUUAGAGUUUUGCGAGUUGAAUUAGGGGGGAAAUCUGGUGGAAUACUCAGUCAAGAAUUCAUGGAGGCAUCUAUUCCUCCUGAGCUGAUGGUGGGAAGUGCUGAUGCACUCUUUGACUACAUUGCCUCAAAGCUUGCGAAAUUUAUUACCGAAGAGGAAGAGAAGUAUCACCCACCACCCGGUAGACAAAGGGAAUUAGGAUUUACUUUCUCUUUCCCUGUGAUGCAAACUUCAAUUAAUUCGGGAACACUUAUUCGCUGGACAAAGGGUUUCUCUAUUGAUGACAUGGUCGGCAAUGAUGUUGUGGCCGAAUUGACAAAGGCCAUGCACCGACAGGGUGUUGAUGUUAAUGUUACUGCCCUCGUUAACGAUACGAUUGGAACACUAGCCGGGGGGAAGUUCUCUAACAGUGAUGUAGCAAUUGCUGUGAUCAUGGGUACUGGAACCAAUGCAGCAUAUGUAGAACGUGCUCAGGCAAUUCCAAAGUGGCAUGGUCCAUUACCAAAGUCUGGAGAGAUGGUUAUAAACAUGGAGUGGGGAAAUUUCAGGUCCUCACAUCUUCCUUUAACAGAGUAUGACCACGCAUUGGAUACUGAGAGUUUAAAUCCUGGUGAACAGACAUUUGAGAAGCUAACUUCCGGCAUGUACUUGGGAGAGGUCUUGCGCAGAGUGCUGCUUAGAUUGGCUGAAGAGGCUGAUUUCUUUGGAGAUGAGGUUCCACCAAAAUUGAAGAUUCCAUUUGUAUUGAGGACACCUGAAAUGUCAGCCAUGCAUCAUGACACAUCCUCUGAUUUGAAAGUCGUGAGCAGCAAACUAAAGGACAUAUUAGAGGUGUCCAAUACCUCCCUGAAAACAAGAAGAAUCGUGGUUGAGCUAUGCAACAUAAUCGCUACUCGUGGUGCCAGACUUGCUGCUGCUGGGAUGUUGGGUGUCCUCAAGAAAAUGGGAAGGGACAUUCCCACAGGAGGAGUGCCCGAAAAGACUGUGAUAGCUAUGGAUGGUGGACUGUACGAGCAUUACACUGAAUACAGCAAGUGUUUGGAGAACAGUCUGAAGGAUUUGCUUGGAGAUACCGCGAACAGUAUAUCCUUUGAGCAUUCCAACGAUGGUUCGGGAAUCGGUGCUGCCCUUCUAGCGGCUUCUCACUCCCAGUACCUGGAAGAUAGAUCCUGA